AUGCGGCGCCCCAAGCGUGGCAUCGAGCCCUCCAAGCCGCCACGCGCAGCUAACACUUCGGCAAGGCGAUCACGCUCUGAUCCUGCUGGGCCAUUUCACGCAGCUCUUACCACCACGUUAGGGGUUCCUAAGCAGUCCACCCGUCCCGUCAGGGUGCUUGACAUGUCAGCGGCUCAACCUAUCGAGCCUGCUUGGCCACAGUAUUCGUCGUCUCAAGAUGUUGUGGAACCCCAGACACACGCUCAGGCUAGCUACAAUCAUCACACCACCCUCGCUAGUCCUGUCCGGAAGACUUAUCAGAGACCGUCCGACGCUGCCUACUUUCCCUACACCCCAUCUCGGCCUGCGGACACGGGUCAUGGUGGACAUUUGCCUGCUGGUCCGCCAUCCAGACGCUCUCGAUCCAACUCGCCCAGUGAUCAAUUUGUCAACACCAAUAGCUUGCUUCAUACAGCCCUUGGGGCAGGCCGAUUGGAUCCUUUCCAGGUGUACUGCAAACAGGACCUCCCACUCUACGUACAUGAGGUCCUCGAUCAUUUCCUGCACCAUGUUUGCUGCACUUUCACGCUGGCGUCCGAGGGUGUGGCUCGCGACGCGGUCAAGAACUACGUAAUGGGCCAUGCGAUGGUUGAUCCACUGACCUGGUAUGCCAUCAUUCUCGCAGGAGUCACCCACUACAUGUACGUCAACGGCGAGCGUGGCAUUCCAAACGAGCUCACGAUGCUGCGUCUGUCGUACAAAACCCAAGCCAUGGGGGAGAUUCGCGCCGCCCUUGAACGCACCGCGGGCAACAUCGACGAGGGAGCUCUGUUUGCUAUCAACACUCUUGCUGCACACGGUGGCGCAUACUUCUCGAAGGACUUCCGUCACGACCGGAUACAGAGCUCAAAGGCCUUUGGCAGUGCGAACCAGAUGAACUACUACUCCACCAUUCCCGUCGAGUGGGAGCACUGGAACAUGAUGAUCAGAUUGGUGCGACAGCGUGGGGGACCCUCUACUCUGUCCAAUCCUGCGGGUAUCCCCGGAUUCCCUCCGUCCCCGGGGCCAGGAUGUCUGACUACUAAUGACACCAUUAUAGCGUGGCGCCAUCUCCGCUGUCCCGAAUUCCCUCUCGUCGUCAACACCAACAAAGUCGUCGGAUUGCAGCCUGUCGUGCGCGACGCCACCGCACAAGAUCAGUCACGUACUCUCCUCAGCGGCUUCCCGAACAUGCCCAAAAACAGCAUGCAUUUUCGACGUCUGCACGAUAUUUUGAAGAAUGUCCGCACUCUCAUUGUCGACUAUGCCCAGUUCCAGCGUGGCCAAGCUCCGGCUCUCGAUCUGAGGUUGUUGUAUUGGACGCGUCUGAUGCUGCUGCACGAUCUCCUCCUCCUUCCGGACCUCGAUAUGAGCGACAACGCCUUGGAUCUGCUGUAUGAGUUGUGUCGAAAAUGUUUGCUCGCUCUGAUGCAGCUGGUGCUCUGCCCUGUGGUUGCCAGCAAUUUACAGCCGCAAAAGAUACUCAAGCUGCUGCUGCCGGUUAUCCGGCGGUCAACGACGGCGAUCCAUGGGCGCACGCUGGAUCGUGAGCACCCCAGCCUCUUUCUAUGGGCGGUCACGCUGGCUGGCAUGCUGGCGAUGGAGCACUAUUUAACGCACAGCGACUCGGCCAUGCUGGAUGAGGUGUCGGCACACUUUGACCGCGUCUCGCUUAAGGCAGAGAAGAAUUCUUGGCCGCUGGCAACGAAUGUGCUGCAGACGUUUCUGUGGCUCGAGUCUGAAUGCGAUGGCCCUGGGCAGCGGUAUUGGAACUACGCAUGCUUGUGGCUGGCGGAACGGCGGCACGGUGCUGCGCGUGAGGAGGGCUGA
Molecule: messenger RNA, 1848 nt
Organism: Cyphellophora europaea CBS 101466
Lineage: Eukaryota; Fungi; Ascomycota; Eurotiomycetes; Chaetothyriales; Cyphellophoraceae
Exons: 1
Coding region: 1-1848 (615 amino acids)
Source: RefSeq, a predicted model, not a curated record